UGGAAGCAGUGGUGGAGUUUGACUAUGAGGCUCAGCAGGAAGAUGAGUUGAGCCUGACGGUGGGCGACAUCAUCACAAACAUACGGCGGGACGAUGGCGGCUGGUGGGAGGGUGAGCUUGGUGGACGCAGAGGCCUUUUCCCCGAUAACUUUGUUAGGGAGAUAAAAAAAGAGGGAAAGAGGGAAGGAGGACAUGUGAACACAAUCAAGCUAGAGCUUUCCAAUGGCACCACCAGCCCCAUGUCGGACCAAAGCAUACGCCCUGGAAAAAAAGGGGAACAGAUCCGGAAGCGCCGGUGCAAAGCUGCUUUCAGCUACGCACCUCAACAUGAAGACGAACUGGAGCUGAAAGUUGGUGAUGUGAUUGAAAUUGUUACAGAGGUGGAGGAGGGCUGGUGGGAGGGGGUCCUUCAUGGGAAGACGGGGAUGUUCCCCUCCAACUUCACCAGAGAGAUAACAGCAGAGUCCGACACGCCUUCAGCUGACACGCCCACCUCACAGGACGAACGGCGCAGCCAGACCAGUAAGGACAGCCCCAGCAGUGAAAGUGAUGGAGGUGACAGCCGGUCAGAAUCUGGGUCAGAAAUCCAUCCCAAGAAGGUCAAAGGCUUCGGCUUCGGGGACAUCUUCAAGGACCAACAGAUCAAGCUAAGACCUCGAUCCAUAGACGUGGACUCGGAGGGAGUCAAAGUGGCAGAAGGAAAAGCUCAGAGUGUUGCAGCUGAAACCAUGAAGACUGAGCCUGAGACCAAAACCAAAGGGCGGGAGCAGUGCAAAGUGCUUUUUCCAUAUGAAGCUCAAAAUGAAGACGAGCUGACCCUGAAAGAGGGAGAGAUCAUCAACAUCAUCACCAAGGACUGUGCCGACGCCGGCUGGUGGAUGGGGGAGUUUGGAGGAAAGCAAGGCGUUUUCCCAGACAACUUUGUGAAGCUGAUAGAAGCUGAGAAAGAGAGACCAAAGAAACCGCCUCCUCCCACCGCACCAUCCGCCAAGCACUCCAUGGAGAAAAAAAGUGAAGUGAAGAAGGCUCCCCCUGAGCGGCCCGAACACCUGCCGCAAAGAGACCCAGAUCGAGGUGAAGAGAUGAAGGUUGGAGAUAUCCCAAAGCCCUCCCUUCCAUCUUUCCUCUCCAAGAAAUCUCUCCCCACCAAGUCGAGCUGCUCCUCUUCCUCCCAUCCUCCACGGCGCCCUGAGAGACCGCCAUCACUGGCGUGUGAAACCCCCAAAUCUGAGGGUGGGGCUUCAACCCCAGAUUCUGGCCCUGACAGGCUACAUGACACCGCUGUAGACCUGGAUGCAGUUGUCCUGACUACGGAAAAGCUGAGUCACCCAACGGCAUCGAGACCAAGAGUUACCGACCGCCGGCCGCGCUCACAGGUCAUCUCAGCUUCCUCCAUGUCCAGCAUAGACCUGGGCUCCCCCUCAGUGGAGGACAGAAAGGACCGAGUGAAGGAGGAGCAGGAGUCCAUCUCCCACAAACCUCUGGACGGUUCCCUGAGGAAAGGUGUCCCAGUCAUCCCUCUGAUGCCAACAGGACCUGAUGGUAAACUGGCACCCUCCAAGCCCUCCAUCCUGACCCCUCCCAGCUCCAGCCAUCGUCCCGUCUCUCCGUCUUCCUCCAUGGGUGCGAGCCCUUCUCCGGAGCGCCGGCACUCCCCUCUGACGCCACUGACGCUGGAGGAACUCAGGCAUCAGCUGAAAGACUUAAGAGCCUCCAUCGAUUUGCUAAAGAUUCAGCACAGGCAGGAGAUGAAAGAGCUGACCAACGCUCUGGACGAGGAGAAGAGAAUGCGACUUAGUUUACAGGUGGAGGUAGAUCACAUAAAGAAGAGCUUGUCCAAAUGAGGACCAAAGCAUCCACGUUUUAAAGUGUUCUCACUGUCGGUUUUGACACUUUAGCCAAAAGUUUGUGCCAAAUGAUCAUCAGGAAGAGCAGAUGUUUGGCACCAUGGAGUGGGUCACCUUCUCCCCUUGUGAUGCCGCCUUAUCCAGUCUCAACUUCUUCAUUUCUCCUCUAAAGAAGCUCAGUUUUGGGUUUUCUGCUUUGUCUCCGGGGCUUGCUGUCACUGGUGCUGAUGGACCCGGCUUCCUCCUGUGUGUCGUGACGGUCACAGAAAAAGAACAGAGCCACAGCAACAUGGCUGGUACUAGAAGAGGGUGGAGAUGACCUUCCGAUGACCUCUGUGCUGCUCUAAGUCCACUCUGCGGCCUUCACUUCCUGUCCGUGUGUGUGUGAGUGUUUGCUUUCCUGCCUUGUGAGGACUCAAAAUGGGGACAUUCAGAAAACUAUUUUCAAUACAUUUUGUUUCCGUUGUGGGACUUUUCUUGGGACUGGAUGUGUUUUCCAACAGAACUAAAUAGGAUUUAUGAAGAUAGAAAGGCUACUUUUAAGUUUUUGCUUAUUCAGACCAGCUUAUAUUUGUUCCAUAAAUAUGAGGAAAUGUCGAUAAUUUCUUUAUUCAACAUUCUUUUGCAGGAGACUUUAGGUGGUCUGAAUAAAUCUUCAGUUUCUUGGAAAAUGAUGGAAAUGUAGGAAUAGAAAACUUCCAAGUUUUCUGAAGUACUUACUGAAGUACUCACUGCAAAGUACUGCUACUACAGCUACAAAGAGCUCUUUUAAUAGAAUCUACUGAGAGUGAAGUAGACCUUUCUACAUCACAUCAGCAUAUAGAGUUUCUGUCACCUAAUGUCUCUUUUUAAAAAGUCUCUCUGUGUUGAAACCAAACUAACACUUUAUCAAUCCCAGGGGAAACUGGUGCCAGCCUUUUCCCAUGAACACAGUCUUAUCACGUGUCUGCAUCUUUAAGCCUCAGAAUGUAGCAGGCGAUGCUCACCAUCAAGAAGAACACAGACCAGGUUUAGGAAAGUUACAAAGAUGAUAUAGAAAAGAGUUUUGCAUGACGUGUUUUCGGUGCUUGUCACUGUUGUUUAAAAAAAAAGAGAGAAAUCCAUAAGUUAUGUUAGGAAUCGAUGUAGCCUAGAAUGUUAGCUCUAUGUUCCUAAGGUGCAAAACUUCUUCUUACCUCCUUUUUCCUGUCAUUGUUUUUAGCUUUCACUCACAAACACAUUUGAUUCUGUUUAUUGAAAUAGCAAAGACAUUUCAAGCAGUUGCUGCUAAUGGAAGAAAAAGUCUGGUUAAAAAAUGGUAGAAGUAAGUAAAAAUAGAUUAGGAUAAAAGCAACAACAGAAUAAACUUCAAUUACAGACUUGAUUUCAAAUCUAAACAGGUUGAUUUUAGUGACAUUGAUUAAGUGAUCUAUCGAGGGAUUGAUGUUGUGGUUCUUUCUUAACUGCACACAGUCUUUUCUACUGAGUAGAACGCAAAACUUGCAUCAUUUUCUGCAAGAGUUUCUAGCGUUGAUUUGCAAAUUUAAAUUCUGAAUAAUAUUUCAACCUUUAGUGUUAAUUUGUGCUGACCCACUUUGGUUGUUCAGAGUUCCUGCAUAUUUUUGCAGAUGUCAUAGAAGGGUGAAUGAAGGAAUCAAGUGCCUUUAGAACAUCAGUGAAACGGCUGCAGCAUGUUUGAAGGAAAGCUGGAGAUGGUUUAGUUUCUACCUGAAUGGAAAUGUGAGCUGCGGUCAGACCGUCUUUGUUUGUGGGUUUACCUUUCUCAGUGUUUCUGCUACAUCAUAAACAUACAGACAGGAAAGAAGCUCCUGCUGAUGUGAGAGCGUCAUCUAAUCUUGGCAGCAACCCGUUUUUGUUUAUCAUUUAUGACAAAAUUGAUGUUUUUGAUGUAUUCUAAUGAUAAGGACAAAGGGGGUAUUUAAGGCUUACAAGCACAGAAUCACAACAGAACCAUGACUAUCACACCUCCAACAUUGACCUUUGGUUGGAUACUUCUUUGGCUGAGUUCAUUUGUACUUCAAACACUGUUUUUUAUGUCAUUUGAAGGGUUAAUUUACCAAAAUCUUUGUUUUUAUCUGAAAGUUCUUCAUCAGCUCUUCCAUCAUUUCUUGGAAUCUUUGAUUUAAGAGACAUUGUCUUCUUUUAGCGUGUGAAGUUUAGAUAUGUUCCAGUACCAUGUGGGGAUGUGGUUUAGGUUCUGCUCAGAUGGAUUUUGACUGUCAGCCUGAUAAUGAGAACUUCUUUCAAAGGACAUCUUGGACUCAAACAUCAGAUUUCGAGAUUUUUUUAGAUGAUUUGACUCUACUGGUUCUAAAAUGUAAUUUAAAAUUAUUUUUAAAAAUGUUAUCCUGAUUGUAUCUAAUUAUUUGCAUAAGUGGAGUUUUACUAGUUUAAGUGUUCUGUCACUUCACAUCCAUAUUUACUGAGGAACAUGACAGUCUUUUGCAUUUCUGAUGCAAGCAUGGUCCUUUAUAAAUGUGGAGGACAAGUCCCAUUUGAAAAUGUUGUUUUAUGUUUACAUUAUUAGCAUUUUAUUUGCAGCAUAAACAGCACAAACCAUUUCCUGAACUAAACUGAAAACAGUGUGUAAUGUACUGCCUACAUUCAUGCUCUCUCCACGCUUUUAUUUUGAAAUGCCUUCAGCAGAGAUGGACGGUGAUGCCGGUGAAAGUCAGCUUCAUGGAAUGUAGUCAAGUCCUCACUGGUGGAGAUUUCAUCACAUGCAUGUGUGACUGUGUGUUAGCCCCUCCCCUGAAAUGUGCACAGAAUCUCUGGCAUCCUGUCACUGUUGCCUUCCUGUUUUUGAUUCCAAGUCUGCAUUUCUUCUCUUUUCUUCCUGUAUUUGGUAUGACGGAGAAAACUGCAAAGACUGAGGCUGCAAGUGGUUCUUGCCUUUCUGUCCAGGAUUCUGAUAAAUAUAUAUACUUUUAUAUUUUAAUGUAAUAAAGACGCUAUUGUGUACUGUA
Molecule: messenger RNA, 4813 nt
Organism: Oryzias melastigma (Indian medaka)
Lineage: Eukaryota; Metazoa; Chordata; Actinopteri; Beloniformes; Adrianichthyidae
Gene: sh3kbp1
Product: SH3-domain kinase binding protein 1
Molecular function (GO): protein binding
Source: RefSeq, a predicted model, not a curated record